Molecule: messenger RNA, 558 nt
Organism: Lactuca virosa
Lineage: Eukaryota; Viridiplantae; Streptophyta; Magnoliopsida; Asterales; Asteraceae
Source: the annotation of a GenBank genome assembly
AUGGCUGCUGAUCUUAUCGAUUCGCAAUCGGUGAUGGCCUCGAGGGUUCGACUUAGGCGGAAGAAGAGGAAGGGGAAAGAAGCAGAGACGCUACUCAACACUGGCGUUUCCUCCACGCUGCUUACCUCCGACCACAGGAGACGACCCUCAUCCCCGAUUCAGGUUUCAGAAGUGAUUGGUUUACCUUUAACAAUGUCAUUUCUUGUUCUGUACCCAGGAUUCCCAUUGGUUCAAACAAAAAUCAUUGAUUUUUUUCGCAUCCAGAGGUCCUCUAACUCAGCUGAAGAAUAUUGUCAAGAUAUAGGCAAGAAAAGGAGGCGAAAAAGUUACAUAGCGGCAUCAAAGAAGAGAAGGAGGCUGUUACCAUAUAGUCCAAGUGAGGAUCCUGCAAGAAGACUAGAACAAAUGGCAUCACUAGCCACAGCAUUGACAGCUACAGAAGUUGAGUUCAGUAAUGAGCUCACAUAUAUUCAUGGCAUGGCUCCUAGGUCAGCUAAUCGUCCUGCUUAUGAGAAAGAGGGGAUGCAGGUUUUAUCAAAGAAGACACUGAGGCCUUGA